This is a messenger RNA of Pochonia chlamydosporia 170, 585 nucleotides long. RefSeq names its product trimeric LpxA-like protein. The coding region runs from base 1 to 585 and encodes 194 amino acids. The record is from RefSeq and is a predicted model, not a curated record. Gene Ontology annotation, biological process: mitotic spindle organization. The transcript has a single exon. Gene Ontology annotation, molecular function: dynein complex binding. Gene Ontology annotation, cellular component: dynactin complex. Lineage: Eukaryota; Fungi; Ascomycota; Sordariomycetes; Hypocreales; Clavicipitaceae.
AUGUCCAGCAAACGACAUUCCAUCCUGCCAGCCAUAGAUCGAAGUGGUCCAAAGCCACCAGUCAACUUCUCGUCGUCCCUCACUAUAUCCGACAAUGCAAUUCUCCAAGGCACACAUUCCAUUACUAUGCAGUCUGAGACUGUAGUGCACCCUCGAGCUCGAUUCGAGUCGAAUAUCGGUAGCAUACUUAUCGGCAGGCGGUGCAUCAUUCACGAGCGAGCUCACAUUGGGGCACGUCCCGCCGACCUGGAUACUGCCAAACCGGGAGGUGUUGCACUCGGAGACUACGUUGUAGUUGAGGUUGGAACAGUCAUCGAGGCUGGUGAUACGGAAAUUGGCGAGGGGACCACCUUGCAAGUCGGAUGCAAAAUUGGCAGUGGCGCCAAGAUUGGACGGGGCUGCACAAUCACGCACAGGUCUAUCAUUGCUCCUGGUGAAGUCCUGCCAGAUCAUACCGUGGUUUACUCGGACGGCUUACGACGAUUGGAUAAUCGUGGGGUCACAGAUAUGCGGAAAUUGGGGCUAGUGAAGCAGAUUGCGGUUUUGAAGAAGAUGAUACCCAGCAACCCGGACAAAUUUAAGUGA